AUGGAACCGGCACGGCCUCGCAUUCCAAACAGAGAAGGGGAGCAACCUCAUCCCUUCGGGGCCUACGUCUAUCCAACACCACAUGGACACGGUCAUGAGACUGCAGCCCAGCGCUACAGUGCUACAAGAAUCCAAGCAGGAUAUGAACCAGAGAGCAUGGCAGACUAUUUGAUCAGUGGAGGCACAGGUUAUGUUCCUGAAGAUGGAUUAACAGCACAACAACUCUUUGCAAUCGGUGAUGGACUAACAUACAAUGACUUCCUGAUCCUUCCCGGUUUCAUAGAUUUUAUGUCUGAUGAAGUGGAUCUAACCUCUGCAUUGACAAGGAAGAUAACUCUGAAGACACCUCUUAUUUCAUCUCCCAUGGAUACAGUCACAGAGUCAUCUAUGGCCAUUGCCAUGGCACUGAUGGGAGGGAUUGGAAUAAUUCAUCAUAACUGCACUGCUGAGUUUCAGGCCAAUGAGGUGCGCAGAGUCAAGAAAUUUGAGCAGGGUUUUAUCACAGACCCGGUGGUAAUGAGUCCCAGACACACAGUGGGGGAUGUGUUUGAGGCAAAGACACGCCACGGUUUCUCUGGGAUCCCUGUUACAGAGACCGGCAAGAUGGGCAGCAAGCUUGUUGGUAUAGUAACCUCCAGAGACAUAGAUUUCCUGUCUGAGAAGGACCAUGACAGACCCCUGGAGGAGGCAAUGACCAAAAGGGAAGAUUUAGUUGUUGCACCUGCUGGGGUCACUCUAAAAGAAGCUAACGAUAUUCUGCAACGUAGCAAGAAAGGUAAGCUUCCCAUAGUGAACGACAGUGAUGAACUGGUUGCUAUCAUAGCAAGGACUGACUUGAAGAAAAACAGAGAUUAUCCCCUGGCUUCCAAAGACUCACGCAAACAGCUUCUGUGUGGAGCUGCCAUUGGUACAAGGGACGACGACAAAUACAGACUUGAACUGCUCAUACAAGCUGGGGUGGAUGUGGUGGUACUGGAUUCCUCCCAAGGAAACUCGGUGUACCAAAUUAACAUGAUAAACUACAUCAAACAAAAAUAUCCUGAACUACAGGUAGUGGGAGGAAAUGUGGUGACAGCUGCUCAGGCUAAAAACCUUAUAGAUGCCGGUGUGGAUGCUCUGAGGGUGGGCAUGGGGUGUGGCUCCAUCUGUAUCACCCAGGAAGUGAUGGCAUGUGGACGACCUCAAGGUACUUCGGUGUACAAGGUUGCAGAGUAUGCCCGACGUUUUGGAGUGCCAGUAAUCGCUGAUGGAGGCAUUCAGACUGUCGGACACGUGGUGAAAGCCCUGGCCCUGGGAGCAUCUACAGUGAUGAUGGGGUCACUGCUUGCAGCAACCACUGAAGCACCAGGAGAAUAUUUCUUCUCAGAUGGCGUGCGCUUGAAAAAGUACAGAGGAAUGGGCUCCUUGGAUGCCAUGGAAAAAAAUAACAGCCAGAAACGCUACUUUAGUGAGGGAGAUAAGGUGAAGGUGGCUCAAGGUGUCUCAGGAUCAGUCCAAGAUAAAGGCUCCAUCCAUAAGUUUGUUCCUUAUCUCAUCGCUGGUAUUCAACAUGGCUGUCAGGAUAUAGGAGCCAAGAGUUUGUCCAUCUUAAGGUCAAUGAUGUACUCUGGUGAGCUGAAGUUUGAGAAAAGAACCAUGUCUGCUCAGAUGGAGGGAGGAGUCCACGGCCUCCACUCAUAUUCUUUUGUGCCAUUUAUGAGAAGCGGCUUUACUGAGGCUGGAGGAAGAGGAAACAAUCGAUCAGGACCAGACAUACCAGCCCCAGCAACUCUGAGCAGAUGCAGUGGGCGCAUGUGAUCAAACUACAAACUGCAAAGAGAAGUCAUUGUACAAAAUCUAUUGCAAAGUCUGCAUUUCUGUCUACCCCUCUUGUUUUGUCUGUCUUACCUCUGACCACAUCAAAAACAUUUAAAAAACACACUUUACUCCGAGUCUUACUUUGAAAGAGGAGCCACAUGGAUUAAUGGACGCAACUGUAUGUGACCUCCUUUAUCUGUCUUUCUCUCUCUCUGUGUGGCCAAGGUGUAGUGGGGGUAAAGUCAUUAACUAUUGGGUUGAUCCCUGUUAACAAGCAAACAUAUUUCAUUUCCUAUGUAUGUGUCAUGGUUAAACUGCAGAGGCCUAUGUCUUUGUUGGCCUUUCUGGAAUGAUUUGCAACCCUGUGGUACAGAGGAGUACACAUCAAACCUUGCAGAGGUUCAGUCCAGGAAAUGAGACAUUCAAAAAUUCUGCUGAUAGUAGAAGCAGACUCGAGAAGUGUAAGAUAACUUAUAAUUACGUAUAGACAUACAAUUGUCUUGUCUGCAACCUUGUGUGUAAAGCUACAGACUCGGGAGGAAUUUUGCAGUAUCGCAUCUAUAUUUCUGUUAUGUUGUCAUUAUUCUCACACUGCAGUAAUUAUAUUUUGUCAAAGAAUGUUUAAUGUCAUCUCUCUCAGGUAAAAAUAUGCCUGUUACCCAAACAACUAAUCUCACCCUGAGCCAAGAAGCUCUCUGAAUGUGCUGCACGGCUGCAGAAAGAACAUAAGCUUAAAAUCAGCCUUAACUAGUAUACAGAAUCUAUAACAAAGAGAGUCUUCAUGUAUAAUCUCAUUUUUGAUUUUCCCCCUGUGUAUCCUCUCCGGAAAGGAAAAUGUUGUAUUAAGGAGUAUUAAGACAAAAGACUUUCAACACAUUUCAGUACUUUCAUUUUAAUAUUCUAUAUCACCCCCAUGUUUAAAGAAACAAUACAAAUAAGUCAAAUUGGCUUGACACAGUAUGAUCUUCUAUAAUUUUAUUCAGAAAAAAAUAUUAAAAUUAAUUGCUUAUUGAAUGGUACAUAAAGAUAGUUUUUUUUUUUCAAUUUUUGGAUCAAAAUUUGAAGAAGAAAAUGAAAGGUGUGGCUCAAUGAAAUAGGGCUAUUGAGUCAGUGGAAAGGCCCAAGUUCUAUUAUAUUUGUUUAUAGAGUUGUAGACAAAAUGUUUCUAUUGUGAUUGAUUGUCUUUGUGAAAAUACUCAAUGUCUUUGACUUUAAAUACAGUUUGUAGCUCUAUUAUGAAUUCUGGACCUUACAGUGAUGUAGCCAAGAUACAGACUUCUUUCUAGAGGCCUACAGAAAAUACCGAACAUACAACUGUCUACUUCUGUCACCUAAAUGCAGAUUUAUAUUUACUGUAAAUAGUGUUGAAUGAAUAAAGAU
This is a messenger RNA of Notolabrus celidotus (New Zealand spotty), 3177 nucleotides long. It is a transcript of the gene impdh1a, whose product is annotated as IMP (inosine 5'-monophosphate) dehydrogenase 1a. Bases 1 to 1797 code for a protein of 598 amino acids. The transcript has 16 exons. The record is from RefSeq and is a predicted model, not a curated record. Gene Ontology annotation, cellular component: cytoplasm. Gene Ontology annotation, biological process: GTP biosynthetic process. Gene Ontology annotation, molecular function: IMP dehydrogenase activity. NCBI's taxonomy places the organism in Eukaryota, Metazoa, Chordata, Actinopteri, Labriformes, Labridae.